Clupea harengus (Atlantic herring) is the source of this 2766-nucleotide messenger RNA. Its product is annotated as transmembrane protease serine 9-like. Gene Ontology annotation, biological process: proteolysis. NCBI's taxonomy places the organism in Eukaryota, Metazoa, Chordata, Actinopteri, Clupeiformes, Clupeidae. Gene Ontology annotation, molecular function: serine-type endopeptidase activity; receptor tyrosine kinase binding. The record is from RefSeq and is a predicted model, not a curated record.
UGGACCUGUUGUUGGCCGUCUCAUCCUUCAGGAAAUGCCACUUUUCUUUUUGAUGCUGCAUUGCCAAUCAUAGUAUCUCAGGCGUGUUGUUGUUUUUUGUUAGUUUGUGGCACAACUCCACUCAACCCCAAGAUAGUUGGAGGACAAGAUGCCCCUGCAGGCAGCUGGCCCUGGCAGGCUAGUCUGCAGAUGUCUGGAAGCCAUUUCUGUGGAGGUUCACUGAUCAACAAGGAGUGGGUUGUAUCUGCUGCUCACUGCUUUUCAAGCACCAAUCCAAACGGGCUGACUGUGUACUUGGGUCGGCAGACCCAGCAGGGCAGCAAUCCCAACGAAGUGUCCAGAAGCGUGGACAGAAUCGUCUUGCAUCCCAAUUACGACAGCGACACAAGUGACAACGACAUUGCUAUGCUGAGACUCAGUUCUCCCGUUCAGUUUAGUAACUUCAUCAGACCGGUUUGUCUGGCAGCCAGUGGCAGUGUGUUCAACAAUGGCACAGACAGCUGGGUAACUGGAUGGGGCAACAUUGGAGAAGGUGUUGCUCUCCCAUUCCCCGAGACCCUACAGGAAGUGGAGGUUCCAGUGGUGGGUAAUAGACAGUGCAACUGCCUGAACGGAGCUGGAACGAUCACAGAGAACAUGAUCUGUGCUGGUCUACUCGCUGGCGGAAAAGACUCAUGUCAGGGUGACUCAGGAGGUCCAAUGGUGAACAAGCAGCAAACGGUUUGGGUCCAGUCUGGGGUCGUCAGCUUUGGGUUUGGCUGUGCUCGACCUGAACUCCCUGGUGUUUAUUCAAGGGUGUCCCGCUACCAGUCCUGGAUCGGCUCCCAGAUCCAGAGCGACCCACCAGGCUUUGUCACAUUCUCCUCCCCUGGAGCCGAUGGUGACAGUAGCCACACCUGCCCUGGACUUCCGCCCCCACCCCCACCCUCCCCGGAUGUGACAACCCCAGCUCCCACUGACAGUCUUUCAGCUGAUGUUUGUGGCACAACUCCACUCAACCCCAAGAUAGUUGGAGGACAAGAUGCCCCUGCAGGCAGCUGGCCCUGGCAGGCUAGUCUGCAGAUGUCUGGAAGCCAUUUCUGUGGAGGUUCACUGAUCAACAAGGAGUGGGUUGUAUCUGCUGCUCACUGCUUUUCAAGCACCAAUCCAAACGGGCUGACUGUGUACUUGGGUCGGCAGACCCAGCAGGGCAGCAAUCCCAACGAAGUGUCCAGAAGCGUGGACAGAAUCGUCUUGCAUCCCAAUUACGACAGCGACACAAGUGACAACGACAUUGCUAUGCUGAGACUCAGUUCUCCCGUUCAGUUUAGUAACUUCAUCAGACCGGUUUGUCUGGCAGCCAGUGGCAGUGUGUUCAACAAUGGCACAGACAGCUGGGUAACUGGAUGGGGCAACAUUGGAGAAGGUGUUGCUCUCCCAUUCCCCGAGACCCUACAGGAAGUGGAGGUUCCAGUGGUGGGUAAUAGACAGUGCAACUGCCUGAACGGAGCUGGAACGAUCACAGAGAACAUGAUCUGUGCUGGUCUACUCGCUGGCGGAAAAGACUCAUGUCAGGGUGACUCAGGAGGUCCAAUGGUGAACAAGCAGCAAACGGUUUGGGUCCAGUCUGGGGUCGUCAGCUUUGGGUUUGGCUGUGCUCGACCUGAACUCCCUGGUGUUUAUUCAAGGGUGUCCCGCUACCAGUCCUGGAUCGGCUCCCAGAUCCAGAGCGACCCACCAGGCUUUGUCACAUUCUCCUCCCCUGGAGCCGAUGGUGACAGUAGCCACACCUGCCCUGGACUUCCGCCCCCACCCUCCCCGGAUGUGACAACCCCAGCUCCCACUGACAGUCUUUCAGCUGAUGUUUGUGGCACAACUCCACUCAACCCCAAGAUAGUUGGAGGACAAGAUGCCCCUGCAGGCAGCUGGCCCUGGCAGGCUAGUCUGCAGAUGUCUGGAAGCCAUUUCUGUGGAGGUUCACUGAUCAACAAGGAGUGGGUUGUAUCUGCUGCUCACUGCUUUUCAAGCACCAAUCCAAACGGGCUGACUGUGUACUUGGGUCGGCAGACCCAGCAGGGCAGCAAUCCCAACGAAGUGUCCAGAAGCGUGGACAGAAUCGUCUUGCAUCCCAAUUACGACAGCGACACAAGUGACAACGACAUUGCUAUGCUGAGACUCAGUUCUCCCGUUCAGUUUAGUAACUUCAUCAGACCGGUUUGUCUGGCAGCCAGUGGCAGUGUGUUCAACAAUGGCACAGACAGCUGGGUAACUGGAUGGGGCAACAUUGGAGAAGGUGUUGCUCUCCCAUUCCCCGAGACCCUACAGGAAGUGGAGGUUCCAGUGGUGGGUAAUAGACAGUGCAACUGCCUGAACGGAGCUGGAACGAUCACAGAGAACAUGAUCUGUGCUGGUCUACUCGCUGGCGGAAAAGACUCAUGUCAGGGUGACUCAGGAGGUCCAAUGGUGAACAAGCAGCAAACGGUUUGGGUCCAGUCUGGGGUCGUCAGCUUUGGGUUUGGCUGUGCUCGACCUGAACUCCCUGGUGUUUAUUCAAGGGUGUCCCGCUACCAGUCCUGGAUCGGCUCCCAGAUCCAGAGCGACCCACCAGGCUUUGUCACAUUCUCCUCCCCUGGAGCCGAUGGUGACAGUAGCCACACCUGCCCUGGACUUCCGCCCCCACCCCCACCCUCCCCGGAUGUGACAACCCCAGCUCCCACUGACAGUCUUUCAGCAGAUGAUAGUUGGAGGACAAGAUGCCCCUGCAGGCAGCUGGCCCUGGCAGGCUAG